Molecule: messenger RNA, 1367 nt
Organism: Armigeres subalbatus
Lineage: Eukaryota; Metazoa; Arthropoda; Insecta; Diptera; Culicidae
Product: ubiquitin-conjugating enzyme E2 N
Exons: 2
Coding region: 249-704 (151 amino acids)
Source: RefSeq, a predicted model, not a curated record
CACCAACCAACGAGAGACGUCGUCGCCAUCAUUCAUUCAUUCGAUUUUGAGAAAUCGCAGCAGUAAAUUGCGAAAAUAAAAAAGUGUUCUGCAAAUACAAAUAGCAGAAAAUUCGGUUGCAAAGUACGAAAAAUCGCGUGGCUUGUUCACCUAGUAUUAAGCACAAGAAUAUUGCGUGUCUGCGUAGUGGAAAUCCAGUUAUUUUUCCGGGAAGUGAAGAAGCCCGAAAAGACUUCGGAGGAGAAAAGAUGGCUGCUCUCCCUCGUAGAAUAAUCAAAGAAACUCAACGUUUGAUGCAGGAGCCCGUUCCGGGGAUUAGCGCUGUUCCAGAUGAGCAAAAUGCUCGCUAUUUCCAUGUAAUUGUGUUUGGUCCAGACGAUUCCCCCUUUGAGGGAGGACUGUUCAAACUGGAACUGUUUCUACCUGAGGAUUACCCCAUGUCCGCCCCAAAAGUUCGAUUCAUAACGAAAAUUUAUCAUCCAAACAUUGACCGGCUGGGACGGAUCUGUUUAGAUAUUCUAAAAGACAAGUGGAGUCCGGCGCUGCAAAUACGCACGGUGCUUCUUUCCAUCCAAGCCUUGCUUAGUGCCCCAAAUCCGGACGAUCCGCUCGCAAACGAUGUCGCUGAACUUUGGAAGGUCAACGAAGCGGAAGCAAUCCGGAAUGCCAAGGAAUGGACCCAGCGGUACGCUGUGGACAACUAAAGGAACUAUCCGCGGGCGAGACAGAAGACACGGACGAACGGGCGCGAAGUUUUAAUUAAAUUAUUUUAUUAAAGCAAAAAUACAAACACAAUGAUUCACACAGAUGUUUAAAGCGGCGAUGCAUACAGCAGAAAAACUAAAAGAAGAACAAAAUCGCAAUUGGAGCUAAACCUCCCGGUUUUCGAAUAUAAAUCCAAUUUACGCAAAAGUUCUAGUGUAAAGUUCAUCUAUCAGCUAUUUUAAACACACACAGCGAAAACAAACUGCUUCGCCAAUCAGUCAAUAUAUGCAAGAAGAAAAACAGCUAAAACAGACAACAAAGAAAAAUUUUACACGACCGCGGCGAGCAUCCCCCACAGCAAAAGUAGAAACGGCACUGUUCAUCAGCAGCUGAAGCAGAAAGUACACGGCCGCAACAGAAAUUGAAGUAUUCUCUCUUUUUUCAGAUAAUCCAGGUUCCGCAUAUCUUUCCAUGGCUUUGUGAUAUCAAAAAAGGGACCGGUCCAAUCGAUCUGCGCUCACACAUAGUUCGAGUAUAAUUUCAUGUUACAACGCCCGCUGCAUUACUCUAUAAUCGUAAUAAUAAAUUAUUUCAUUACAAAAGCAUAAAAAGCCGAAAAAAAUAGAAAAAUAAAAAAAACCUGCAGUAAACUACACAAAAAA